AAUUCUAUGAUCUUUAAAGCUUAAAAAUUAGGUUAGAUUUAAAUUGAAAAUAUAUAGGUAAAUAAUAUGGUGGACGAAAGUACAAGAAAAACUUUAAGUAAUAUCCCACUAUUGAAGACUAAAGCAGGACCUAGAGAUAAAGAACUUUGGGUACAACGAUUAAAAGAAGAAUACCAAUCUUUAAUCAAGUAUGUCCAAAAUAAUAAAGGAUCAGAUAAUGAUUGGUUUAGGCUCGAGUCCAAUAAAGAAGGCACUAAGUGGUUUGGUAAAUGUUGGUACAUUCACGACUUACUAAAAUACGAGUUCGAUGUGGAAUUUGACAUUCCUAUCACUUAUCCCACAACUGCGCCCGAAAUCGCUUUACCUGAACUCGAUGGGAAAACGGCAAAAAUGUACAGAGGAGGAAAAAUUUGUUUGAGCGAUCAUUUCAAACCGCUAUGGGCUAGAAACGUUCCUAAAUUUGGAAUAGGGCAUGCAAUGGCUCUUGGGCUUGGACCGUGGUUAGCAGUGGAAAUUCCAGAUUUAAUAGCUAAAGGAGUGAUAUCGUAUAAAGAAAAAACUGGGCAAUCAUAACACUAAUUAAUCGUUAAUAACAAUUAUGUAAAAUUUACUCCAUGUUGCUCGGAAUGGUAUAGAAAAAAAGGUAUUUCAAUACUUAUAAGUAAAUUAUUUGCAGCAUUUCUACAGAUGUAUAAAAUAUUAUAUAAUUCUUUUAAUUUUGUAAUUAAUUAAAUACAGGUUUCAAAUUUUAUACUUAAAUACCAUUUCUAAUAUUUAAUGAAAAUAUAUGUUUUUCUAUUAUAUAUAAUGUUUAUAAAAAUAUAUUUUUUUCCAAUAAAA
Molecule: messenger RNA, 840 nt
Organism: Diorhabda sublineata
Lineage: Eukaryota; Metazoa; Arthropoda; Insecta; Coleoptera; Chrysomelidae
Gene: Ufc1
Product: ubiquitin-fold modifier-conjugating enzyme 1
Exons: 4
Coding region: 67-573 (168 amino acids)
Biological process (GO): protein K69-linked ufmylation
Cellular component (GO): cytoplasm
Molecular function (GO): UFM1 conjugating enzyme activity
Source: RefSeq, a predicted model, not a curated record